This is a messenger RNA of Dermacentor albipictus, 1251 nucleotides long. RefSeq lists its product as uncharacterized. NCBI's taxonomy places the organism in Eukaryota, Metazoa, Arthropoda, Arachnida, Ixodida, Ixodidae. The record is from RefSeq and is a predicted model, not a curated record.
AAUACAAUUCGAAGUGGUACCCUCGCGGCAAAAGUGCAACAGUGGCAUGGGAGAACGGUCCCGCUUAUGAACAGAGCUUUUGUGUGUAACACUGUGUUCUUUCCAGCUAUAUGGUACUCAGCGCAGGUGAUGCCCUGUUUGCCGGCUCAGGUGAAUCGAGUGCAUAGAUUUUGCGCAACAUAUAUUUGGGAGUCGCGGUUUGAGCGCAUGAGGCGCAGUAACUUAUUCUUAAGUAAGGCAAAAGGAGGCCUAGGGCUGGUAAACGUAGAGGUAAAACUCAAAGUUCACAGGUACCUUUUUUUCAAAAACCAAACCCAUCAUAUUAUACGUCAUUCUUUCAAACAAUUAGGAGGGGGGUACUUAAGCGAGUGGAUCGAAGGUGCCCAAGGAGUACCACGAGCCCGCACCCUAAAAUUCUACAGGGAGGUGGAGCAGGCAGCUCGCUUCUUCGAGCAGCGUUUUUCUCAAGAGUAUCUAAAAAAUGUAAAACGGAAGAGUCUGUACUGGAACACUAUAGAUAUGCUAUUCCCACCACCCCUAUAUCGGUCUCGAGUUGGAAGCCAGCUGGAGUCUGACGUUUUCAAGCGUCUACCAAAAUAUCCUGUAAAAACAGCGAUUAAGGAUUUCUAUGUUAGGUUACAUGUCGAAGUUCUACCUGUAAAAACAUGGCUGCGUAACAAGGGUUUCUUCGUGCCGUGGUCAACGGACUGCCCUCUCUGUCCCUAUCCAGAAUCGUUGCAGCACGUAUUUUUGUUUUGUACAAAUGCAGUACUAUUUUGGCACAACAUACGAAUUGUGUUUGACGUGCAGAUAUACCCAAAUUGGGAUAACGUAAAAUAUCUGACACUGGAAGAUGACAAAAAUAACAACAGUGCUGAAACCCUGUUAUUGCUAGGUUUGUAUGCAAUUUGGAGAUCCCGAACUGAUUACGUCCUAGCACUAGAAAACGCAAAACCUGCGUGGACGCACUUUUGUGAUGCUUUUGCGUAUACAAGUUCGCUGCUGGGCGGCGAAGAUGAGCUUAGCAAGCGAUGGCAGGUGUGGCAGAAGCGCCUGCAGCAAAGAUGAAUACUCAUAUAGAUGUGCAAUUCGCAGUGUAUGUGUGUGUGUGUGUGUUAGAAAAGCUGUGAAGAAAGGAAGCUUCCGUGCAUGGUACCUGCUAUGAAAAAAAAAGAAAUAAAAAAGGCGGAAAAAAAAUACUCGUGGCUCAGUGGUAGCGUCUCCGUCCCACACUCCGGAGACCCUGGUUCG